AUGGUGUUGAUUUUGGCCGCAGCAAAACAAUGGAGAUGUAUGUCUCCAAUAGUGGAGUUAGAGAAGCAUAUAUUAUCUCUAUGGCUGAUGCUUCCAAGCACAAUCGAAAGAGUUGAAUGUUUGGUGGAUCCUAAACUCGGUGUUGAGCACAAGUACAACAUAAGAAUGCCUCAGGUAAUUGAAGAAGCAAUGAUAUGUUAUUCCAAAGAUGGUUGGUUAUUAAUGUCCAGAGACAAGAGUUGGAAGCUAUACAAUCCUCUAACCAAGUCUAUUAUGUGUUUGCUUGAUUCUCGUCCACACUGUCAAACCUAUUACUUCUCGUCUUUGCCUAAUUUCUCAGAUUGUAUAGUUAUAGCAAUUUCUUUCUUCCCUGAACUUGAAGCUGUCUCCCUGACUCGUCCCUGGAUGAGUGAAUGGAUUGCCGUAGAGUUAUACAAGGAAGAAAACGACGGUGUUUAUCUUAGACAAACCCAUUUUCACCCUGUGUUUCUUCACUAUUAUUUCUACUUUUUAGGUGAGAAUGAUUGUUUGGGAGUUGUGAAAUUAGAAAACUCAUACGCGACUCUAACAGUUCACAAACUGAGAAGACCUUGUAGUGCUUAUGACGAAAAUUUCUUGGUAGAAUGCGGUGGAGAGAUUUUAGCAGUGUUUGUAGGCAAGGCUGGCGGAUGGCUAUGA
Coffea eugenioides is the source of this 678-nucleotide messenger RNA. Its product is annotated as F-box/kelch-repeat protein At1g57790-like. The transcript has a single exon. The record is from RefSeq and is a predicted model, not a curated record. NCBI's taxonomy places the organism in Eukaryota, Viridiplantae, Streptophyta, Magnoliopsida, Gentianales, Rubiaceae. Bases 1 to 678 code for a protein of 225 amino acids.